This is a messenger RNA of Chenopodium quinoa (quinoa), 2622 nucleotides long. RefSeq lists its product as uncharacterized. The coding region runs from base 1507 to 2208 and encodes 233 amino acids. Lineage: Eukaryota; Viridiplantae; Streptophyta; Magnoliopsida; Caryophyllales; Amaranthaceae. The record is from RefSeq and is a predicted model, not a curated record. Gene Ontology annotation, biological process: transcription elongation by RNA polymerase II. The transcript is spliced from 9 exons. Gene Ontology annotation, cellular component: nucleus; elongin complex.
ACGUGUCAUUAAUCAUCUUCCUACAUUUUCUCUAUUUUUUUUUUCUCUUUUGAAGUUGUUUUCUCUUUUACGUUGCUCCCUCUCUCCUCCAUCGAAGCGCGUCCGGUAAACCCUCCAGCGCGUGCUCUGAAUCCUCCAUUCAACGGGCUUCUGGGAUUUCUCUCCUCCAUUGAAGCAGCAUCUCGGGUUAUAGCUAUCAUAGCCCAUUACACGAUUCGUGUGGUGUGCUUUUGUCUAUUGGCAACAAGGGCGCAAGCCAAGAAAUGAGACGAGGAGCAACACAGUCUAGCGCCAAGCUUGAUGAGCACUCUUGCCUUUUCGCGACAAGCAGUAUUCGCAUCGAUGCGGCUUGACAACCAAGGUCAAGGGGGGCACAAGUGAGUUCGAGCUUUAUUUGUUUCAAGGUCUGUUCGGGAUGCUUUAAAACAUGUGGUGGCACAGUUGGUACAUAGCUUUCACAUAUUUUGAUUCUUUCACCUCUCAUACAUGAAAAAUAGGUUUCUUUGAAUGAUGAGAGGGAAUUUAUAUAAUUUUCGACAAAUUCUUCCACAACAAAUCACUUCACGACAAAUACCUCCACCAAAUUUCCAAGAUCACGAUUUUUCCUCACAAAGUAGCGUGUCAAUUGUUACUUGAUGAAGAUGAGACGUUCCUAACUUUAGCAAUGGAGUUGAUAUUGUCUCAUCAGCUAUCCCUACAAGCCCACACCACCACCACCACCACCAUAUUAACAACAAAAUGUGCAUCAUCCAAGUAGAGCUAAUUAAAGAGAGAGGGUAAAGCUCUUAUACCUAGCUACAAACAAAGUGUUUAUCUCCUAUGAGUCUUACACUCCUCCCAUGCACCUCAGGUAUCAAAGUGGCACCUCUUGAAUUACCAUCAUUGGAAAAAGCAUCAUGCAUCAUGGGGAGUAGAGCCUUUGCCUCUUUAAAAAGCACACUAUCAAAUGGGUUUGUUACCAUGAAGAGAAUGUGGAUGCAUUCGAGCGGGUAGAAUAGUGAAGUGACAAUUUGGACUUUGCAUAUCAUUUUUUUGGUUGCCCGUAAAACAAAAUAUUGUACACAAAAAUGUUUGGGAAAUCUCGGUGCAUUUUUCUAUUGAAAAGGAACUUUGGGAUUGGUUCAAAGUGGUUGUUUCAAAGUGGUUGUUGCGGCAAAAAAGGUAAGAGGAUGAAGAUGAUGUGAACGUAGUAACCAUUGGUACUCAUGACUUUGGUGGUAUACCUUCUUCUAGUGGUUUGAAGAAAGCUAAGGCUUCGAAACAAAGAGGCAAUAGAGGGUUAUCAUCAACACUAGUACAAAUUGCUAUAAAUUUGGGUGAGAUUCUUAAAACAAUAUUGAUGUGAGAGGUUAUGGGAUGAACCUAUGAAAGAGGGGAAAAGCAAAUCCAAUUGGAUGGAAAAAAUGUUUAAUUUGAAGAUGAGUAAAGUUGGAAUCAAUGAAGGUUAAGUGAGAUAUGCUACAAUCCUAUCUCACAAAGAAGAAUUAAGAGCAGGACUUUGAAGACAUGAGAUCGGGGUAUAUACACUUUUCUGAUAAACAAAGAAUUGGGAAUGGGGAAGUUCCAUCUCUGGUUGAUUUAUGUGUUCAGACAGCAAUAGAUAACAUUAGAUACAUUGGUAAUGUUGCUCCAUUAGAUUCACAUCUUCUAGAGCGCAUCUUGCCCCAUUGUACAGUGGAGCAGUUGAUGCAUAUUGAAAAUGCUACAGUUGAGAGGGAUCUUAGUCCAAUUACUGAUAAACUUUGGAAGAAAUUUUAUGAGGCAAAAUUUUUUGCUGAGAGUGUUAAAGUUGUAGAGGCGAGGAUGAAAAAGUAUAAUGUGACAUUUAAUUGGAGACAACUGUAUCAGGCGAAAUUGAAGGAAGUAAACGAGGCUGUAAAUGUAACAGUAGAGCGACUAGCACAAAGAUUAAAGAAUGAAAGUGCCCGAAAGCAAAGUCGUCAAAUCCAGUUUUGUGCAAAGGUUCCCCCCUCGUCUAAGAGACGGACUUUUUGUGGAGCAUUUGGAGAAUCAAGCGCCUAUUCCAAUGCAAAGAGCAGCAUUUUGAAGAAGGCAAAAGCUGAACACUUUAACAGUGCAGAGAUGAAGAACCGGGCAGCUAUACGAAAAGGAGCUGUACAGCAACCAAGAAGUAACAGUAUCUCGAGGCCUCAAAUUGCUCGAGGGAUGGGCUCUACUUCAAAUUCAUAUUCAAAAGGGACUAAGUAAGCUGAUUAAUUGGGGAAGUGAUGAACGUACAAGCGAUGCCUUCCCGCCUCUGCCAAGCAUGUACCAAGAACGUUAACGUUCAAACAACUUUGACUGAGGUGAUCUUAUUCUACUUCCGGCACUGCCAAAUCUGAGCAGGACUUGUCUCUUUUUCUGUAUAUCCGCAUAGGCACAUAGUAGUAAUCUGCGCUGUGCAGUUCUGUAUUAUGUACAACAUUUUUAAUCUGGACCAUUUACCCUUAGUGAUGGAAUAAUCAAUCCAGCAUAACCUGAAGCCUUGAGCUACUUCUGGCUGAUCAAUUUUUAGGAUUAUUUUCCAUAUCUUGUUCAUUGAAUUUGUGGUGUUUUAUUUGUGGAUCACAAGAUCUCCACACUUUUGAAUUUAUAUACUUAUUUUAAACUAGCGAGAGUUAA